This is a messenger RNA of Spea bombifrons (plains spadefoot toad), 10561 nucleotides long. It is a transcript of the gene CENPE, whose product is annotated as centromere protein E. The coding region runs from base 79 to 10296 and encodes 3405 amino acids. Lineage: Eukaryota; Metazoa; Chordata; Amphibia; Anura; Pelobatidae. Gene Ontology annotation, cellular component: microtubule. The record is from RefSeq and is a predicted model, not a curated record. Gene Ontology annotation, biological process: mitotic cell cycle; microtubule-based movement. The transcript is spliced from 56 exons. Gene Ontology annotation, molecular function: microtubule binding; plus-end-directed microtubule motor activity; ATP binding.
CAGGCUGUCGCCGCCCGGACCUAUUGAGGGAAGUGUGUUGGGGGGGCAGUGACUGCCGCCGCCACCACCAGCCCGAAAAUGUCGGAGGGCGACGCAGUUAAAGUGUGUGUGAGGAUCCGACCCCUUAUACAGAGGGAGCAAGGGGACCAAGUGAAUCUGCUGUGGAAGUCUGGGAAAUCCACUAUUUCUCAAGUUGAUGGGGCAAAAUCUUUCAAUUUUGAUCGUGUGUUUCAUUCUAAUGAAACAACUAGUCAAGUUUACCAGGAGACUGCAGUCCCUAUUAUCCGAUCGGUCUUACAGGGCUACAAUGGAACGAUAUUCGCGUAUGGGCAGACAUCCUCCGGGAAGACGUACACUAUGAUGGGUACGCCAAGUUCUUUAGGAGUAAUUCCGCAGGCAGUCCAGGAUGUUUUUAAAAUAAUCCAGGAGAUACCAACUAGAGAGUUUCUCUUGCGUGUUUCCUAUAUGGAAAUUUAUAAUGAAACUGUGACGGACCUCUUGUGCGAUGACAGAAAAAAGAAACCCUUAGAAGUUCGAGAAGACAUCAAUAGGACUGUAUAUGUUGCUGACCUGACAGAGGAACUUGUGACUAUUCCUGAUCAUGUGAUCCAAUGGAUAAAAAAGGGAGAAAAGAAUCGCCAUUAUGGUGUGACCAAAAUGAAUGAGCACAGUAGUCGUUCUCAUACUAUUUUUCGGAUGAUUAUUGAAAGCAGAGAAAGAAAUGAUCCUGGAAAUUCAGAGAACUGUGAAGGAGCUGUUAUGGUGUCUCACCUGAAUCUGGUCGACCUGGCGGGCAGUGAAAGAGCAAGCCAGACUGGUGCUGAAGGCGUAAGGUUAAAAGAAGGGUGCAACAUCAACCGAAGCUUGUUUAUUCUUGGCCAAGUCAUUAAGAAACUCAGUGACGGGCAAGCUGGUGGGUUUAUAAACUACAGAGACAGCAAAUUAACUCGAAUUCUUCAGAAUUCAUUGGGUGGAAAUGCAAGGACAUUGAUAAUUUGCACAGUUACACCAGUUUCGUUUGAUGAAACUCUGAGCACUCUACAGUUUGCAAGUACUGCAAAGCAUGUGAGGAAUACUCCGCAUGUCAAUGAGGUUUUGGAUGACCAGGCGCUACUGAAGCGAUAUAGAAAAGAGAUUAUGGAUUUAAAAAAACAACUUGAAGAUUUAGAGGCAUCAUCUGAGUCACGAGCCCAAGCGAUGGCAAAAGAAGAACGUUCUCAACUUCUGGAUGAAAUUAAACUACUUAAAAAUGAGAGCGAAAAUCGAAUAUGGAACCUGACAAACAUUGUUGUUGCUUCUUCCCAAGAAUCUGAGCAAGAACUACGGGCAAAACGAAAAAGACGUGUCACAUGGGCUCCUGGAAAAACCAUAAAUAGUUUUGGUUCUAGCAACUUUCCCAAUUUUGAGAUUCCAUCAAAGAUGACCACUGCUUCUAACAAGAGAGCAAAGUUUUCAGACUUGACGUUACUUACAGAGAUAGAUGAUUCUGUUUGUACUGAGUUUUCAGAUUUUGAUGAUCCAAUCCGAGCGCUUGAUGAAUUAGGACCAGAGACAGACUGGAAUCUUACAAGCAAAGUCACUUGGAGAGAGAAGCCCGCACACUGUCAUUCUAUGAUAGAUUUUGGUUCUGAUGGGCAAAGUCCUGGCAGUGACCAAUGUAAGGGGUCCUUACUUCAGAAAUCUAAAGAGAUGGAGCAGAAAAUUGCAGACCUGGAGAGCCAGUUGAAAAAAAUUAAUGACGAACACGAGUCCGAUGCUAAAGAGAGAGAGUUGUUAAGAGAUGAGAAUUCAAAGCUGCAGCAGCUCCUGCAAUCGCAUGAAGAUGAGAAAAUCAAACUUGUUGCGGGCUUUGAACUCAAAAUUACGAGUUUGGAAGACCAACUUAAGUCCAGGAGUGAGAAUGCCGAGUCCAUUAAGAAACAGGGUGAAGGUUUGGAUGACACUGAGGCAAUGGGAUAUGCUAGGAAUGACAUUCAAAAAACAGAGCCAGAUCACGCUCCUCAAAACAACUUUGAAGUACAAGUAAAUCUCGAAAAACCUCCAAACGCUGAUCAUAGUGUCUGUCAGGAGCAAAUGCUGAUGCUAGAGCAAAAAGUAUUAGAUUUAGAAGAAAUAAUUGAACACCUUAAGAGUCAAAGCAAACAGCAAGACGAAAAAAAUGCUCAUGCAGAAGACUUCUUAGAGAGUGUUCAGCUUUGUGAAGCUCUCAUGAAUGAGAAGGGAGAUGCUCUUGAGGAACUGGCUAUCAUGCGCAAUAACCUUGACGCCCUUGUACUGAAUAAUGAAGGCCUAAAAAGGGAGAUUAAAGAGUUGGAGCAGCAGCUUAAGGAAAAGAAUGAAACAAAUGAGUUUGAAAGUUUAGAGAAGGAAAUCCAGAAAGAGCACGAGGCAAACUUAAUCCACGAAAUUAACUGCUUAAAGGAGGUAGUUGAGAGGAAAAAGAAUGUAGAGGUGGUCAACCAAGAGCUUGAGACUGAAUUGGCGAGUAAGUCAAAACUUUUAGAAGAUAAAGAGCUGCAACUGCUUGAAUUAAGGAAACAUGCUGAUAACCUGCAGAACAAAGUCCGGAACCUAGAUUUUAUUGCCUCUGUGGGUGACGGCGAGAAGCUGUGUGAAGAAGUGUUCCAGUUAAAGCAAUCCCUUUCUGAUGCUGAAGCCGUAACCCGUGAUGCACAGAAAGAAUCUGCCUUCCUUAGAAGUGAAAAUUUAGAGCUAAAGGAGAAAAUGGAGCAGGUGUCAAGUCGUUCUGAGCAAAGGGAAAAGGAUGCUUCUAUGUAUGAGAAGCAGUUGGAAGCAGAAAAAACAAAAUACAAACAAAUGCAAGGAGAUUUGCAAAAAGAGCUGCAGUGUGCAUAUAGCGAAAUUAACCAACUAAAUGGUCUAAUGGCUGGAAGAGUACCUAAAGACCUGCUUUCUCGUGUGGAAUUGGAGAAGGAGGUUGCUAACUACUCCAAACAACUGAACAAACUACAAGAAGAAAAAAGUAUUUUAGAGAAGGAAGUAGAAUGCUUGUCAGUUUACAAAUCUUUACCAAGUGAGAUUGAACAUCUGAAACAAGAGUUAUGCCAGACCUCAGAAGAGUUACAAUUAUUAAAGAAUGAGCAAGAACAAUCUGCAAGUACAGUCCGCGACCAGGAGAUAAAGCUGCAAGAGCAAAUGGAGCAGAUUAAUAAAUUGACUGAUGAAGUGACUCUUGAACAAUCAAAGUUUCAUCAGGCUGAAGAGCAGUACUUUGAACUGAAAAAACUGCACCAGGAACUUGAAGAAAAAUUCCUGCUUGCAGCUGAGGAAAUUGGACGUAAGCAAAGUGAAGCUGAAUGUUUACUUAAAGAAGUGGAGCAACUCAAAUGCACGGUCACUGCUGUGGAAGGAAAGUUGUCUUCCGCUAAUGAAGAACUUGGCCGAACAGUCGGUGAAAAAGAACAUCUGCUUCAGGAGCUUUCUGAUGCUAAGCAGGCUGUUCUCAGAGACGAGCAGCUGAAGAGCACCCAACCAACCAAAGAAGAAAAGGGCAGUGAAGUCAUCUUUCCACUUCUGAGUUUGGAUGAAGUCACAGGCCUUAUAAAGGAAAAGGAUGAGAUCCAAAGGGCUAUAGAAACAGAGAGGGACAGUUACAAAGAGCAAUUGUCAUCACUUGCUGACCUUCUCCAAGAGCAAGCUAAUAAACAGUCGGAGUUUAAUAGAGAAAAACAAGAAUUUGAAGAACAUCAAAGUAAAUUGUUUUCUGAGAUUGAACAGCUCCAGAACAGUUUAAAGGACGCUCAAGCAUCCCUGGAUGCCGUACAAGCAGAGAAGUUUGAAAUUUCUGAACAACUCCAAAGUAUUCAGAAGGAAUUGGAAAUUGGUGUCCAGCAAAGGCAUGAUCUUCAAGUCACAUUAGGAGAACUUAAAGCGGAGAGAGAUGACCUUAAACAAGAUCUAAAUGAAAAUAUUGAACUGUCCAUUGAAACACAGGACGAGUUAAGGUCCACCCAGGAAGAACUAAAACAACAGAAACAGCUUGUGAAUGAAUUAAGAAAGCAAAUAGAAGCCACUGCCAAUAGUAUUCCACUGCAAGGUCUCGAAUCCAACAUGGAAGAAGAGAUUUCAGCCUUAACAACAAAGCUGAAUGAAAAUGAAUUGAAGUUCCAGGAACUUUAUGAUGAAAAGCUUGUGCUUGAAAAAGCCCAUCAGGACCUAGUCUGUGAGAUGGAGCUUCUCCAGGAGCGUAUGACCACAGCUGAGCAAGCUCUGGCAGAGGCGCAGCAAGAGGCUGCUAUGGCUGGACAAAAGAUCUUCACCCUUGAGGAGCAACUGAUAUCCAUCUCCUCUGAGAGAAAUGAGACCGAGCACCAGUGUGAAGAUGUUAAAAUCCAGGAACUUCAAGAGCAGUUACUGGCAACCACUCAUGACGGGGAGGAAUUACAGGAAAUAUUGAAGACUGUAAGAGCGGAACGGGACCAACUAAAACUUGAUCUUCAGGAAAGCAUUGAAAUGUCCAUUGAAACGCAGGAGGAAUUAAGAGGUGCUCUAGAGGAGCUGAAAAAUAAAAAACAGAUGUUGGAUGACUUGAAGCAUCAAGCAAAUGAACAAAAUAUGGUCUCUGAUGACCAUUGUAAAAAUCCUCAGAGGGACCUGGAACUUAGAGCCUUCGAUUUGCAAGAAAAGAUGAAUGUGCUGACUUGUGAGAGAGACUCCCUUCUAGUUGAGCUUCAGAACAUAACAGAUCAAAAAACAGAGCUGGAAGAGCUUGUUUCUAGACUUACAGCAGAGCAGGAUGUUCAAGAGAAAAGCGCAGAAAGCCUUCUGGUGCCAGCAUUAGCAGAAAAGCUUCAGGAAACAGAAGCCAAGUAUCAGGAGCUUCACGAUGAAAAAUGUUCCCUCGAAACCGCACAUCAGAGUCUAAUAAACAAGAUGGAACUUCUUCAGCAACGCAUGACCACAACAGAGCUGGCUCUGGUACAGGCACAACAAGAGGCUGAGCAGAAAAUGUCCUCCCCCGAGGGCCGCCCCACAUCUGUGUUUUAUGAGGAACAUACAAUAAAGGGACUGCAAGAAGAAAAGGACACGCAGACGGAAGAGGAAAGGAGAACAGCACAGGAAGAGCUGAUUGCGCUACUUGAGGUUGAGAAGGCUGAGCGAAACCAUCUUAAGUGUCAAGUGGAAGAAGAACAUAAAAAGGUGGAAGAACAAAAACUUAAACUGGAUAGCAUUUUUGAAACACUCAAGGAAACUGAAUCCAAAUAUGAAAAGAUAUCGGAGAAACUUGAACAGGUGACCGAAGAGCGGGACCAGCUGCUUUUUACUUUGGAUUCUUUGACAACUAAUGGAACUCUCGGCAAAGGACCUGUGUCGUGCAGACAGGCAAAAGAUCAGGAGCUGCAGACAGAGGGAAAAUACGCUCAAGAAACCGAAGAAAGUAUGUGGGAUAUAAAGAAAAGCCUAGAGGAGACUCAAGCUGAGCGCAAUCUUCUUAAUGAAAAACUUGAUCAACUAAAGGACCAGUUGUGUUUAUUUUCCCAAGAAAAAGAAGAACUUCAAAAGGUUAUUGAUGAUCUUAACACAGAGCUAAAUCAGAAGAUGAAAGACCUAGAGGAAUAUGAACAUGAACUGAAUGAGAAAGACGCCUCUGCGUCUGAAUACGGUGAUGAAAAGCCUGUUCUUGCUCGGCGAAGCUCUCGUGAUGGGGAGCACAACGAAAGCGCGGCCUCUGAAAUCAGACUUCUGGAGGAGAGUCUUCAGUGCAGCCAGGAGUUAUUGGAAUCUGCGGAACAAGAGAAGGUGGAACUUCUAAGCAAACUGAGCCUUCUUCACCAUGAGCUGGAAAACGUCAAAUUACACAAAGAAGAAAUACAGAGCAAGCUGGAAAGUCUAUUGAGUGAAAAUGUUAAUCUAAGAGAAAGCAUGAAACACAUUACUAAGUGUGGUUCUGAAGUAGAAAAUGUUGAAUCUGUAUCCUGUGAAGAGUUAGACCGAAAGCAAGUGUUUGAUGAUCUGAGGGGGGAGACCGUUCACAAUUCAUCUACAACACACCAAAAUGAAACUGCAACUAAUUCUGAGGUGUCCUCAGAUGACAAGGUUGACUGUUUAAUGGAGGAAAAGACAACAGCACAGCUACAGCUUGUUUGUGAGAAGGGGGCGCUUGAGGAAACUCAGACUCUGUUACAAGGUGAAAUGGAGACCCUUUCCAAGACUCUGCAUGACACACAGUCUGCUCUUGAGUCUCUAGAAAGAGAAAAGCAUGAGGCCCAAAGAGAACUCCAAAGUUUGCAACAGCAAAUGGAAGCUGCUACUCAGGAGAAAGAUGACCUGAAAAUCACACUGUUUGGUCUGGAAUCAGAGAGAGACCAGCUGAAGGAGCAGCUGCAUGAGAACAUUGAAACGAUUAUCCAAAUGAAAGAUGAACUGCAGAAGAAGAUUGCUGAAGAGCAGCACAUUUUCAGAGAGAAGCAGGAGCUUAAGGAAUCACAGGAGAGACAAAAAGAGGAAAUGGAGCAAGUAAUGGAGAGUUUAAAGAACGCAGAGCUCACAUUACAGACUCUCAAACAGGAAAAAGUUGAGACGGAGCAAAAACUUUUGGAUCUUCAGCAGCAGACAGACGCCCUCUAUCAGGAGAGAGAGGACCUGAAAAUUGCACAGGAGAACUUGCUCUUGGAGAGGGAUCAACUGAAAGAAAGCCUAAAAGAGCAAAAUGAGAUGGUAAGAAAUGGGGAUAUCCAACAUGCCCACAAAUUCAAGGAUGAAGUGGAACGAUUAACGGGUAGUAUGAAGGAUACAGAAGCCACAUUACUGUCUCUGCAGCAAGAGAAAGCCGAGGCACUGCAAAAGCUCGCUGAUCUCGAAAUGAAAAUGGAAACCCUGGCUCAGGAGGGUGAUGAACUGAAGAUGACUCAGGAGAACUUGAAAUCUGAGAGGGACCAGCUGAAAGAAGAACUAAAAGAGAAUGUCGAGUUGGUUAUGCAAUUUAAACAUGAACUAGAGAAGAAGGCUGCCGAAGAGCAGCAAAUGGUUCAUGAGAAGCAGCAGCUUGAGCAAUCCCAGCAGCGACUUAAAGAUGAAAUAGAACAACUAACAGAGAGUUUGAAGGACACAGGGGCUUCGUUACAGACUCUCCAGCAGGAAAAAGCAGAGACGGAGGAAAAACUUCAUGAUCUUCAGCAACUAACUGAAACUCUUUCUAACGAGAGAAAUGAGCUGAAAAUAACACAGGAGAAAUUAACUUCAGAGAGGGACCAGCUGAAAGAAGACCUGAAAGAGAACAUUGAUAUGUCUGUAGAGACCCAGGAUGACCUCAGAAGAGCUCAAGAAGAAUUACAACAACAGAAGAAAAGAGAAGAGCAGCUGACAAAUCAGAUUUCUUCAUUACAAGAAAAUAUAUCUUCUCUAGAAAAGGAACUACGCGACCAUGAAACCAUUAUGAGUGAAGGUCUUGGCGACAGAGAGGUCCUUAAUGAGUCGCUGGAACGACUGACUUCCAACGUGGAGCAGCUUAACCAAACUCUACGAGGCAAAGAACUGGAGCUGGAGCAUGUGAAACGGGAGAAAGAAGAAGCUUCCAAGAAAGCUCGAGAUCUUACAGAAGACAUUCAAACCGUCACAGAGGAGAGGGAUCAGCUGCUGCUUUCAAAGGAAACUUUACAAGAAGAGGCCGAGAAGUUAAGAAUCGAUCUAGAGACACUGAAAAAUCAACACGAUGUCCUCCAAGUGCUGCAAACCAAAGAAAGCAGCCGCUUGGAAGAACUGGUUACUGAAAUAGACCAACUGAAGGAGAAGAUGGAGAGUCGAGACGCUACAGUUCAGAACAUGGAGGAUGAAAAAAAUCAGCUCCAAAAGACUGUACUGGAACAAGAGCUGAAAAUCUCCUCUCUCUAUCAGGACCAGGAGCAGUUCCAACAACUUCUUCAGAGAGUGAGAAGUGAAAAGGAAAAUAUUUAUAAUGAUCUUCAGGCCCAGGAGACUGAAUCCGCACAGCUGCUGGAGGAGUUGAGUAAAUGUAAGCUGGAACUUCAGACUAUCAAGCAAAAAAAUGACGAGAUUAACGAGACUCUUGGAGCAAAAGCAAAUAAGAUCGAACAGCUGUUACUGCAGGUGUCCGCUUUAGAGCUAAAGACUCAGGAGCUAGAGGAGGAGGUCAAAAAUGAAAAACUGAAGAAUGUUCAGCUUUGCGAUGAGCUUGAUCAGAAGAAGGAAGAGAUUUUACUUUUGAAUUUAAAGCCCAGUGAACCUUUGCAAGAAGAAGAUGAAGUUGCUGAAUGCACAAACACCUUGGAAAACCAGAAUGAAAAAUUAAUGGAUCUCAUGGUGAAAAUCUCCAGUGGAUAUAGUGAUCAUCACAGUUUGCUCACCAACCUCUCUAGUGAGCUUCAAACUGAGACAGAGUUGUACAAACAGAUGAUGUGUCAGGUAAAGGAAGUUCUAUCAUCGGCACAGUCCAGGUCAUUUGGGAAUUUACAGACUGAGCAUCAGAAACUGAACGUUCAGCUGAUAACUCUUCUUAACAAGUUUCAGAUUAUAUACAGAAAUGCUGCAGUCAAAGAAGAGCAGUACAGCUUAAUAAAGGUCUAUGAACAUGAGUUGAUUGCAGAGCAGAAGAGAAAUGAUGAACUCAAACUUCAGAUCCAGAGCCUGGAGCAAAAUGGCACAAAAUGGUCAGAAUCCGCAGCAGAGAAAUUUAAGUUCUGUCAACUUGAAUUCUUAAAGAAGCAAAUUGACAGGAAGUGCAACCUCACAAAGCUUGUUGAAGAUGAUUUAUCAGAGGUUCAGACCAUUCUAACAAGUGUGGGAGAGAAACUUCAAGAAGAAGUGAAAUCUAAGAAGGAUUUCCAUCAUUGGCUAGAUGAGUUCAAGGGCCUGCACUUUGACCCCCAAAAACUAAAUGAUGGUGUUCAACAGGAAAAUAAGAGACUUUCCGGACUUCUGCAACUAAUGACGAAGAAGCUUAAGGCUGUUGUUCAGUCAAAGAUAAACCGUGAGGUUAAGUUAUACAUUAAACAAUUUGAAAAAGAAAUCCAAGAAACAAAAGAUAAGAAUACAGAGCUGCUGAAAAGAGUACAGCAACUUGCUCCCAGUGCAAACAUGAAUGCUAUAGACGAAGAAAAUGCAAGGCUUCAAGAACAAUUGAAGGGUGUACAUGCUCAGUUAAAGAAAAUGCAGUCCAGAAUACAAGCACUGGAAGGUGAGCUGGACUCGGCCAAAGUGUAUGCCAGACAAAAAGGAGAAACUGCAUCCUUGCUGCAGAGCAAACUGUUAUCACACCCAGCUGAAGCAGAACUGUCAAAGAUGCAGGCGAAGAUGGCUGAACAAGAAAACAAUCUUCAGGCCGCACUAAAGGAGAUCAAAAAUCUACACGAUAAAGUUUCCAAAGGUGCAAAACCAUACCAAGAGGAAAUAGAUGACCUCAAAACACAAGUUGUGAAGAUAGAGAUGGAAAAAAUGAAACUGACAAAAUCAAUGGACAAAGAAAUUGCAUCAUUAAAGGCUUGCGUUGACGAUAAAGAAGAAUGUUUGCGGAAAUUAAAGGAAAAAUUAAGAAGAAUGCAAAAUGAAGGCGAUGCUACGGUUUGUAUCGAGAAAAUCGCCCCCAGUUCCUCCCAGUUUCCAGUAACAUGUGGUGGUGGAAGCGGCAUAGUCCAGAGCACAGCCUUGCUGGUUCUUCGGUCGGAAAAGGCGGCACUGGAAAAGGAGCUUGCGCAGUAUAAGAAAAAAUAUCUUCAAAUGUCAAGAAACACAUCAGAUCAUGAAGAUAAACAAAAAGGCAAAGUAUCUGAAGCAGCAGUGUCCCGAUCAAGCAUUUCACAUCAGUCAUUAGGAAUGUCGUCAUCAUCCAGUGUGGCUGAGGCACAAAGACCCCCUCCCGUUUCUCCAACCAAGUCUGAGAUUCUUCACUUCUAUGUGACGUCUCCGGGCAGAACCGGACUGAGCAGAAAGCGAGGAGGGUCUCCAUGCAAGGCGCAGAUAAUGAAACCUGUUGCGCUAUCCCCGUGCAAGGCUGAAAGGCUCAGUAUGCCCACGGUUUCUCCAAAGAAGUCUGCCGUACGUAGAAAGUCCCCUGUUAAGCUUGAUGGCCCAUUACUCAGCAAUUUGACUGUAUCGCCAUCCAAAAAGCAGAACUUGCAACAAACUUUAGAUUCCCCUAAAAGUAAAUUCUUCGAUGUGAGGUCCAAGUCACUACCAUAUUGUCCAACACAGUUUUUCGACAAUUCCAAGCUAGGUGAUUUUCCAGAUUUAAACAACGAAGCUGCAGCUCCAACAAGUCAGAAUGAUGAAUGGUGGUUUGCGCCGAAAAAACCCACAACCAAUGAAUGUAAAACUUCCUAAAUAUUUCUAUUAAAACCCUAUUGCUUUAUGCCUUGUAAAUCUCCAAAGUUAUAUAUGUUUUUAUAGUUUCUGAAUGUUUUUAUGUUUUUUCUCUUUAGCACAGCAAAAUCACUGUAUUUUGGAAAUAAGAAAUGGUAUACUAAAAACUAGAAUUUAAUUUUAUUUAUUACUCAAGAAACAUAAGAUCACUAUGACACCAGUGCACAUGGAUUAUGUUAACAUGUUUUUAUGUCUGUCUUUGUUAAUAAAGUGCAAUACGUCUUUU